AACUAGAAGCUGGUUUUGACAAGAUCAAGGAGGAAUUGCCAUGAGCACAUAGAGGAAGUUUCAAAAACUUUCUGUGGGCGGGACCAUCUCCAGGAUGUGACCAAGACUUUCCCUCCCUUUCAGAGAGUCAAAAUCGCGCCUUUGGCUGCCAGGGUCAGGAGAAGGAGCUAUGGAGCCUGUCGCUGCCACCAAGGUCCUUUUCUGCCGCCUGGCUCUGCCAUGCUGUUUGACCCUGCUGUCUGUCUGUCUGUGUUCAGGCAGAGAAGAGUCUGCUUCCCUUUGCUACAGUUUCAAGGUUGAAAGGUCAAAUGGACAAUGGAGGAAUGAAGUCCAUGGCCUACUGAACAGACAGAAAAUUUUUGUCUAUAAGGAUUACCAGUGUCAUCCCAUCGAUGAUCACAGAAACAGAACGAAUGCCACAAAGUUCUGUGAAAAAGAGGCUGACACUCUGAAAAAUGAAGUUGACAUUUUCAAAGCAAUGCUAUCUGACAUAUUGGAGACUACACCAAUCAAUGGCACAGAGGCCCAUGUUCUGCAAGCCAGGAUGUGUUGCCAGUAUGAAGGAGGCAAACGUUUCAGGGGAUCCUGGGUCUUUCGUCUGAAUGGAAGGAACAUAUGCCAUGUUGACCCGGACACUGGAAUCUGGACUGAAUUGGAUCCCAGAUACAAGAAGAUUGUGGAUAAGUGGAAGAAAGACAGGGAUAGAGCUGCCUUCUUAGACAAGACUUCACAGGGUGACUGCAGGACCUGCCUUGAUGAGCUCACGUCACACUGGAAAGAAAAUCCAGAGCCUACAGGAUCACCAAUAAAGACCUCAGAUAUCACCCAGCCUACAUGUACCACCCAGAAUCUACCUACCAGGAAUAGCACCAAAGCCACGGCUUCCAUCCAGAUUCAACCUACACGUAACCUACAGAGUCAAAACAUGCCCGGGGUGAUUCUAGUUAUAGCAGAAAUGUUUGUAUUGCUGUUGCUGCUAUAGUAGUGAGAAAAAAUAGGUGCUCCCUGCUGCUCCUCUUCCUCUGCAGACCUCAUCGCCAGCUAUAAUUGGGUGACUCUUCAACAUAUUCCUGUGGUGUCUCCAGCAAAGGAAACGCAUUUCUAAUGACAUCUCAGAAAUCUGUGUAGUUGAGUUCCGACCAGAUUGGUGGGAACCCAUGAGACUGGUGCCUCUCAAUGCCUCAUGCACCAGGGCUUCAGAGUGCACCAGGCUGUUGCUUUAGGGACUUCCUCUUGCUUUGUUCCUUUACUUUCUCACUCUUACAUGAUAGCAUGGUGGAGAUCAAGCUGGGCAGGAUGCUAAAUUACUCCUCACUGUACAAAACAAGGGCUUACCCUGGGUGACCCUCUUAUAGAAGCAGAAGUUGGCUCCCUUCUGAGUGCAAUGCAGAUGUAGGGUAACAUGACACCUCACUUUCCACACAGACACAAGUCAUCCCAGGGCUAUCCAUGAUGGAAAGGCUAAUAAUUACUUUAAUCCCCGAAGUAAAAAUAUGUCAC
Apodemus sylvaticus (European woodmouse) is the source of this 1500-nucleotide messenger RNA. Its product is annotated as UL16-binding protein 1-like. The transcript is spliced from 5 exons. The record is from RefSeq and is a predicted model, not a curated record. Gene Ontology annotation, cellular component: external side of plasma membrane. Bases 170 to 982 code for a protein of 270 amino acids. Gene Ontology annotation, biological process: antigen processing and presentation of endogenous peptide antigen via MHC class I via ER pathway, TAP-independent; positive regulation of T cell mediated cytotoxicity; immune response. NCBI's taxonomy places the organism in Eukaryota, Metazoa, Chordata, Mammalia, Rodentia, Muridae.